Molecule: messenger RNA, 718 nt
Organism: Saccostrea cuccullata (small rock oyster)
Lineage: Eukaryota; Metazoa; Mollusca; Bivalvia; Ostreida; Ostreidae
Product: fibroleukin-like
Exons: 5
Coding region: 20-718 (232 amino acids)
Source: RefSeq, a predicted model, not a curated record
AGCAACAAGAAAGUUCAACAUGACAACGGUGUGGGCAGCCUUCCUUGCUUGCAGCUUCUUGUGCACGAGUUCCCAGCAUAUUUACUCAAAAGAAAACGAUCGAUGUGCAACUAAUGAAGAGACAAUGAUGCCGAUUCGAGAACUUGUGAUCCAGCAGGAUGGGAUCCAAAAAUCUGUAGAUUCCCUCAGGCAGAUGAUAAAGAGACUCGAGGAUGAUGUUACUAAUAUCAAGAGUGCUAUGGUUAUUCCCAAAGACUGUAAGGAUCUUCAUCUACAUGGACACAAAAAAUCGGGGGUGUAUGCUAUUUACCCCUAUGGGACCAUUAUCAGCCAUGUCCUUGUUUACUGUGACAUGACGACAAUGGGCGCUGGAUGGACGGAAAUCCAAAAACGAAUUAGUGGAUCCAUGGACUUUAACAGGACCUGGACGGAAUAUAAAAAUGGUUUUGGUGCCGCAGAACAGGAUGUCUGGGUUGGAAAUGACAUGUUCCAUCAAUUAACGAAAGAAAACACCUCAUCCCUGUAUGUGUCCAUCACUCUCCAGAAUGGUACAACGCUGUAUGAAAUGUAUGAUGUAUUCUCUGUCUCCGACGAAGCUGGAAAAUAUCAAUUCUAUCUUGCAGGACCUGCCAUGGGAACCUUGGGUACCAGUAUGAUAGACACCGGGGAUUCUAGGACUGAACUAAAAAAAAUAGUGUCACUCUUUCCAGCACCUUAA